UGUUUCAGAUGUAGCCGGAACACAACUUAAUGAAUCAACAUUAGUCAUGACCCCCCAGACCAUCAGAUGCUGAUACAUGGAAGCAUGGACAAUAUCGAGGAGUACCUACUCAGUUUAUUUCUGACUUGGUGUUCGAAACACCACUCGAUUUAUUUUCGGUGAAAGUGUCGUGAUCGGAAAAACAUCUUCAAUAUUUAUUAUUCAUCAGUGUGCCAGGAAUAUAUUAGAUUUGUGCGAGUGCCGUUUCAGUGAAGAUGUAAACAUUAUAAAAUGCCAUCGAAAAGGCAAUACGACUUGGUGCAGAAUGAUGACUACGACACAAGAAUUCCACUGCAUCCUGAGGAGGCCUUCCAUCAUGGUAUUACGUUUCAAGCCAAGUAUAUCGGCAUGUUGGAUGUACCAAGACCAACAAGUAAAGUUGAAAUUGUCGCAGCCAUGCGAAGAAUACGGUACGAAUUCAAAGCCAAAGGAAUUAAGAAGAAGAAGGUGACAAUAGAGGUAUCCGUAGAUGGAGUUAAAGUUACACUGAGGAAAAAGAAGAAGAGAAAACAUUGGCUCGAUGAUGGAAAAUCGCUUCUGCUUCACCAUCCCAUCUACAGGGUGUUUUACGUAUCGCACGACUCUCAAGACCUUAAAAUAUUUAGUUAUAUAGCAAGAGAUGGAGCAUCCAACGUGUUCAAAUGUGCUGUCUUCAAAACAAGUAAAAAGCAAGUCAUGAACAAGAAUAUCAAAGAAGAUCAAGCUCGCGCCACCUGUGAAAUGCUGGACCAGGAAGUGAUCAUCAAGAAGAAACAGGACGUUCUAUCCAAAGCCAAGAAACGGUUGCUGAGCCUCAGCGAUGCCCUCAAGUCCAGCAAGAACCUCAAUCUUCCAGAAGCGAAGGGUAUGACGAAGUCCAAGACGCAGGUGACCUUGGACUAUUUUUUCAAGAAUUGCGCUUCGAAAAACAACUACAUCUAUGCCAAUACAAAGCCGCAGCAGGAGAAAAGAUCUGUCGGCCUGCAGAAGCAAAAUUCCGUGGGUUCUUACCCCAUCAAAAUCGAAGUCACAGAUGAAGAUGACUAUUUCCCGAUUGAUGCAGGAGACCGACCAGCAGAGCUUUGUGUUGAUGGAGGUGCAAGUAAACUCGAUACCGAAGCUUUGGCACUCGAAAGACCUAGAAAAAAAUUAUCAUUUCGCUUGCCAGAGAUUGUGGACAUCAAUAAGAAUACGCUCAGUAUUGAUGACAGUAAUGCAGAAAGUCGAAUAAUCAAAAACAUUCCGAGGGGUAAACAAGAUAGAUCACCUCCAAUACCGCCCGAAAAUGCAAGUUUCAUUGAAAGUAUUUCCCGACAACCGAGUUAUGAGGAUGUUGAUCUAGAGAGCCAAGCCAUGCGAGUAGUGAGGACCGUAGGUCAAGCAUUCGAAGUGUGCCAUAAACUGUCAAUUCACCCUCCCGAAAAUGAAAAUUUCGAUCAGGAUGAACAAGAUACGCUUACCCAAGACUUACUCAGCGAUCGAUUAAGUGAUAUUACUAGUGAUAAGCCUAAGAGGGAUACAAUGUCGGAAAAUGCCAGUGAUAGAAUGUCUCUUCCACCAGACGAGAGUAGUUUGAAAGACUUCGAACCCAUGAGGAACGGAAAACAUAUCUUACCACAACUGGAGAUACUGCCGCCUCCACCAAAUAGCAACACUAAAAACACGUCACUGUCGAAUGCAGAAACGUACGCAUCUCCCCUCAGUGACGCCAUUGCAGCUGUCAGUACAGGUGGUGGUACCAACUGUCUCCCUCCUCCAGGUGGCACACUUUCCGCCCACCACGAGCUGCAGCUGAUGAGGGAGCAGCUCGAGCAGCAGAGCCAGCAGACACAGGCAGCGUUGGCGCAGCUGCAGCUGGCGAGAGAACAGCUAGCUGCCGAACAGAGUGCAAGACUGGAGGCGCAAGCCAGAACCCAUCAACUUCUUGUCCAUAACCGGGAGUUGUUGGACCACAUAGCGGCAUUGGUGGCGCAUCUGCAAGGGGACAAACCUGGCCAGCAACAAACUCCACCGCACAUGACUUUGCCUCAGCACACCGAGUUGGCCGGAAACUGCGUUCAAGAAAUCUCCGAUUCUCCAACAUCGAGCAACAGCCCUCUACACCCAGCAUUCGGUGUACCCCACCAAAGCCUAAUGGACCACAGAAAUAUCUCCUGUCUGCCACCGAACUCGCCACAAAGGUCUACUUUCAGUCCCAACGGAACCGUUUUCAAUUUCUCUUACCCCCACCAGCUGAUCCCAGAACCUGACCCACAGUUACUACAGAGACUGCAAGGUUUCAGCGGCUAUCAGCUCCCAACACCGUUACAGUAUCUUUAUCCUCAACCAAUGCCCUAUUUGCCUACAAACCUUUAUAAUCCGCCGCUUCUGAACAACAACUAUACGCUACAACCACCUCCGCAAAAGAAAAUUCCUGCUUCUCCGCUAUUGUUGAGGAACUCGUACAGUGGCACAACUGGUACAGCAGCGGAGGCUGGAAUCAAUUCUAGGAACAGUGAGCCUAGGCAACUACCCAAUCAGUACCAGCAAAGUACUGGCAACCUUCAGAAUCAAUCACAGUAUUAUUCCAAUAGUCAUCAGCAUCAGAGUCAAUCGCUCGCUGACCUCAACCAACAAAAUACACCACUCGGUAGUCAUUCCGAUGCUCAUAGACAGAAUGUACCAACAAACGUCAACCAGAACGCCAAUCUUCAAGUUCAACUGAACCAAAGGCAACAAAGAGACUCUAGUCCGAAGCCUAAUGCUUCCACAGUGGACAAAACCACUGGUCAGUUCAUUAAGCCUUUGCCACAAAUGGGCGCUUUGACGACAACAGAUCCUGACGGUAGGGUUAGAGUGAUUGUGCCGGUGCCUUCCAAUUCCAGAGAUGACGUCAGCGAUUUGCUGGCAAAUUUCAGGUUUGCUGAUACGCUCAGACCGCUCAACGGCCCAGGCAUCACAAGGACGACAAGUGAGAAAGUGCCGAACAGGAGUGAGUUGAUGUCUCAGCUCUCUUCUGCUGCAAAAGUAGAACGUUGGUUCGAACUUCUAGAGCCUUUGUCGAUCUCCCGGCCAGAAAGUGGAUUUGUGUCUUCCCAAGAUCAAGAUCCAGAAGAAGACGAUGAUGAACGAGCCAUUUUGGAAGGGACGAGGAAUCUUCUAUCAAGACUCAGCGCCAGGAAACAGAGGAAAUUGUUGGGAUUGAAAUUGGGAAAGGUUACGACGUUCUGACUCUUUUUUCGAAGGAUAAGUUCAGAAUAGAACUUGCUUUACUGAUUUUGUAAUUUGUGUCAUAAAAAGGGAUUUCCAAUUAGAGCUGCUACUAAUUUUUUUUUCAAAAAGCAAAUAUUCAGCAUCAGAUCCGAACACUUUCAUCAUAUUAUUUGAACUGGAUGAGUAUCUUCACACCCAAUGGGCACGUAUACGUCGAAAAGACGUUUAAUAUCCAUCCGUUGAAAAACUAUGAGAACAUGUCCCAGAAGAAAUGUUUUUUUCAUUCAAAAGUUCUAUUGAAACUGGAAUAUACGUAUUCUCGACAAAUACGAAUCGUUAGUUGAUCACGUUAGAAUUAUGUUCUUGAAACGCAUUCAUGUAACGUUAUCGUCUUGACCGAAUUGACAACUUUGAAAAAUUGUAUUUUUCACCCAUUCAAUGUUGAAUGAACGUCGAAUCCAAAAAUGAAUUGGAAAAAGUCACGAGUUUGAGUAAAUAUCACAAUAACCGACGAAUAAAAAAAUGCUUCGAGUUCAAAUGAAACUGACAGCUUUGAUUGGAAGAACUUUUAGGUUUUAUGUUCGUUUGAAGAAUUAUAUAUAUUUUCUUAGUCUAAUGAUAGCUAGUAUAUUUUUAAUUUUAUAUUCAUUUGCGGAGAUGAACUAUUGUGAUCCUUGGCUACAAGGUGACAUUGAAAUAAAUACAUAUAAUCUGAAACAUAAGAAGGCCCAAACUUCACUAUUCAAUGACACUUUGAACAAAUAUAUAGGGUUUAUUCAAAUUUGGCGGGUAUUCUGACGUCACUUCCAUCGAGGAGGAUUAAUUACGCGAAUAUAUAAAUUAUUUCAGUUUUAUUUACGUGAAGUGCUCACUAUUCUUCACAUUUUUGUUCAAUUUCCAAGGAUAAUUUAUUAGAUUAUAAAAAUUUUGAAUUUUGGUAAUACUCAUUUGACAGCAGGCCAUUAUAUGAUGUGUUCGAUGUGUAGGUAUUAUUUCAAAAUCACCUUGUAUAUAUUAGUAAUAACUAGAGGUUAAUUUAUCAUUCCAUACAUUGAAUCCUAAUCUAUAUCUCUAGUUCAAAGUGAAACAAUGAUGAAAGGAAGACUAUGAUGUCGUCUACCUCCUGAGCUUCUUCUGUUUCUUUCUUCAGGAAAGAUAAACAAGAGAAGAAUCGACAUAUUUUUAUGUCUGAUUAUAUUAUUGAAUCUUCAUAUACAGGGUGGAGACUUCAACUGGUGUAAAUUCAUUACAGGGGGAAUGAAUGGUUUUACUGAAAAUUCGCGACACAGGACAACGUUUAAAUAUAUUCAUCUACAUUUGGCGAGCAAGAUGGAGAAUACUACCCCAUGUUUUUUUCAAAAGAAAGCUGGUUGAAAGAGGAAUCCAUAGUACUGAUCAUUUUUCAGUUUGCAGUGUAAUAUUCACUUCCCCGCUAACGAAUUCAUUCCAGUUGAAGUCUCCACACUGUAUAGAAGCAUUACAAAUGAUCAAAUUAUAUACCUAUCCUGGAUAAUUUCACUAUUUGUGAAUUUGCAAAUAUAGAGAUACUUAUUUGUGGAAAAAUACAGGUAGAAUUUAUCGAAUAUUUCAAAAUCAACGAAUCAAAAUUUUCAUUUCAUUGAUAAUUUUUUUCGUCUUCAUGUUCAUUACCUAACAAACGUAGGUUCGAAAAACCUAAGAACUUCUUAAAUAUCACUGAGAUAAUGAUUAUAUGUUUGAACUUCAUUCUAAUGAAGAAAACACAAACCAAUUUUAAGCAGAUUUUAACUGAAGCACCUGAUAUUCAACCCAAAGUCAUAUCUGGUAAUCAAUAGAAGUGUUUUUUUUCCUAUACAUAUUCUUGUUCUUUAUAUUAUUAUAUGCCGAAGAUUUUGAUAUCGAGUAGUUAGAAUGAAUCUCAGUACAUAUCUCAUACCCAUAGUAUCAGUGUAGGUCCCUAUUCAAUUUAUUUGUAACAAUUUUUAUAUAAAAAUCAACCCGAUCUAUAGAAUUUCAAUAUUCUUAUGUGAGUAUGAAGGUAUUAUAUCGAGAUCGAACAAUAUGUAGCUAUCACCUUUCAACUUCCUAUAGGAAUGAUCUGAAGGUUAUUUUCAACUUGUUCAUUAAUUUAUACAUGACUGAUUAAUAUAAUAUAUUCUUGAUGAAUAU
Phaedon cochleariae (mustard beetle) is the source of this 5358-nucleotide messenger RNA. NCBI's taxonomy places the organism in Eukaryota, Metazoa, Arthropoda, Insecta, Coleoptera, Chrysomelidae. The record is from the annotation of a GenBank genome assembly.